Messenger RNA from Leptidea sinapis, 2442 nucleotides. RefSeq names its product MFS-type transporter SLC18B1-like. Lineage: Eukaryota; Metazoa; Arthropoda; Insecta; Lepidoptera; Pieridae. Gene Ontology annotation, biological process: transmembrane transport. The record is from RefSeq and is a predicted model, not a curated record. The transcript is spliced from 12 exons. The coding region runs from base 45 to 2333 and encodes 762 amino acids. Gene Ontology annotation, molecular function: transmembrane transporter activity.
GUCACUCGGCAGUGUAUUGACACGAUAUCAAUUAUAGAAACCUUAUGGAGAAAGACGACGACCAUUCGAAUGCGCUGCAAAAUUCUCAGUUUGACAUUAGUGCAACGAUGGCAUCUUCUAGUGAGACUAUAGUGUUUGAUAGCAAAUUAAUAAAAACUUCCACGCAAGUUGAUGAUUUCGCGGCCACGUGGGGUGGAAGGUCAUCGCUGCCAGACUCGGGAAGAUUAAGAAGAGCCCAGUCUUGGUCAGCGGGACCCCCCGAUGACGUCACUUCAGAAAUAAGGAUUUUACGCGAACGCUUAGUUCGGACUCAGACCAAACUACAUCCAGGAGCCAUACGGAACUUUACUUAUAGACAACGACUGACAUUAUUCUCCUUGGCACUUGUGGACUUCAUGAGUUUCUGUUCAAUGAGUAUCAUGGCACCAUUCUUCCCUCGAGAAGCUUCAAUCAAGGGCCUGUCUGCUACUAUGUGUGGAAUGGUGUUUAGUUUCUACGCAGUCAUCAUGUUUAUAACAUCGCCAUUGUUCGGAAAAUAUCUACCAAUACUUGGAGUGAAGUUUAUGUUCACAGCGGGGAUGUUUAUGGCUGGCGGAUGUAAUGUGAUAUUUGGGACGCUCGUGCUAAUAGAAGACACAAACACCUUCACAAUUCUCUGCUUCAUCAUACGUGGGAUGGAAGCGUUAGGGGCAAGUGCCUAUUCCACCGCGAGCUACGUUUACGUGGUGAAUGUGUUCCCAGAUAAUAUUGGCUCUGUGCUGGGAAUACUGGAGACAUUUGUGGGACUCGGCAUGUCCGUGGGACCAGCGAUUGGAGGGCUGCUGUAUUCGAUCGGGGGAUUUGGAGUCCCGUUCUACAGUCUUGGGAUUGUCAUGAUCAUCGUGGUGCCAAUUAACAUGAUCUUGCUUCCGGAUUGCGAAGAGUACGUUUCCGGUUCUAAGACUGCUUCAAUACUACGUCUCUUCAAGAUUCCAUCAAUUAUAAUAACGGGGUUCGUUAUAGUAAUAGUGUCCAACACCUGGGCGUUUCUCGAUCCGACACUGGAGCCCCAUCUGCGUCAGUUCAACUUGUCAACGCGCCAAAUCGGCCUGAUUUUCUUGCUUUUCUCCAGUUUGUAUGGAAUAUUCAGUCCCAUUUGGGGAUGGGUUGCCGAUCGAGUUCACAAUCACUGGUGUAUGAUGGUUUGGGGAUUGUUCCUCUCUACUGUCGGGCUCCUGCUUCUAGGACCAUGUCCAUUUAUACCCGGCCUGCCAGAGGAUCUGUGGCUUGAUCUCAUCGCGUUAUGUAUUCUGGGGGUUUCAGUUUCAUUAACGCUGUUACCCACAUUUCAGGGUGUUUUAACCAGUUCUAUAUAUGAGGGGGGCUGCCCAGAAGCCUUGGCUACAUACAGCGCGGUGGCCGGAGUUUGGUCUUGCUGCUAUUCUCUGGGAGAAGUCCUGGGACCAGCUGUCGGAGGGGCGUUAGCAGAACGUUACGGGUUCCCGUUUUGUGCGACGCUGUGUGCAGCCGCUUGUUUUACCAUGGGAGUAGUCACGUUAACCUUCUUCACUUUACGAGAAUCAACAAAAUGGAUAGAAGAAAUUGAUACAAUGUCGGACUCUAUACCGUAUACAGACUCAACGUGGACUAGCAACAACUUUAUAAGAACUCACAGCGCUCCACCCAGCAACUACGAAUAUUCACCCUUGGUCACAACUUGCUCAUGUUCUCUUCAAAAAAAUGGUUUUAAAAGCUACGGCGCGACUUCUCUUAAACUAUUUUGUCCAGUGCACAAAAUGGAUAAGAAGAGUGGGUCGGCCAGUGUUGCUGAAAUUGCAGCAUAUCUACUCAAAUUUCAAUUCAUAACCGACCUUUAUAUCAAGGUAUGGAAGUUCAAAAACAGAAAGAAGGCUAAACCUUUAGAGAAUGAGGAGCUUUAUCAAAACUAUAUAGAUGAAAAUGAAACAGUUAAAGAGAGCGAUGACAAAUUAUCAUCACAUGAAAAUAUUAAACUUGAAGAAAGCAAUAAAAGCGAAGAUGUUAAAUUUGAGCAAGCUGAAGACAAAUAUUGUUCUUUUAUAGACAACGCUAUAUUUGGUCCACCUUCUAAAAGGAAUGAUAGUGUAAUUGUGAAACGAAACAAUGCUGGAUUGGUUGCAAAGCUGGAAAACAACAAACAUGAGAGGUCAACUGACGAAAUAAUAAGACACAACCUUCACAAAGUGUUAUUUUAUGAGAAAAAUAGUCCCUGCUCAUCGACUGAAGAUAUAUUUGAUGGAUGUGAAUGCAAGGAUGGCUAUACUUACGUAAGAGGAACGGUAAUGGUUUCCUCAACAGGGGCCUGUGAAGUAUGAUUAGGUAUUAAAUGUAUUUCUAAAUUUUAAUGUCGAAUAAGUAGAUUUUAAUUGCUCUGUAAUUAAUUAAUUAUUUUCCUACUUUUUAUUAAAUGUACGAAUUGCGAAA